Molecule: messenger RNA, 2566 nt
Organism: Helianthus annuus (common sunflower)
Lineage: Eukaryota; Viridiplantae; Streptophyta; Magnoliopsida; Asterales; Asteraceae
Product: G-type lectin S-receptor-like serine/threonine-protein kinase LECRK1
Exons: 1
Coding region: 49-2391 (780 amino acids)
Biological process (GO): protein phosphorylation; recognition of pollen
Molecular function (GO): ATP binding; protein serine/threonine kinase activity
Source: RefSeq, a predicted model, not a curated record
UUUGCUUCUUUUUGCUUAUAAAUAAAAAAGAUCAAACACAAUAAAAUAAUGGAGACUUCCCUAUCACAUAUGGCGAGCUUUAUUGCCUUUGUGUGCACUAUUUCCCUUGCCAUUAGUACAGCAAAAUCCCAAUCCAAUGUAACCAGAGGUUCUUCUUUAAAGCCUACCGGUGCCACCACCUCUUGGUUGUCGCCAUCGGGAUUAUUCGCCUUCGGUUUCUACCCACAAACCGACGGAUACGCCGUUGGUAUAUAUAUUGCUGGAAUUCCAGAAAGGACGGUCGUCUGGACGGCUAGUCGUAACGACCUUCCACUCUCAAAUAAUGCUACUUUGAGAUUCACAUCUGAUGGAAGGCUCACUGUCGAACAAACACAGGGUCAACAAAUCAAUAUAUUUGAUACUGGUGGUGCUUCUUUUGCUUCCAUGCAAGACACCGGCAACUUUGUGCUCUAUGAAUCCACUGGGACGGUACUUUGGCAAACCUUUGACCACCCGACAGACACUCUUUUGCCUGGACAACGUCUCCUACCUGGCCAAAGUUUGUAUUCAGGUGUCUCGGAGACUGACCAGUCAAUUGGUGUGUUCCAGCUCAGUAUGCAAACCGAUGGGAACCUUGUGCAAUUCCCAAAUGUGUACUGGCAAUCCAACACGGGUGAAGAUGGUCCUAACGUGACACUAAAUCUUGAUUCCAAUGGUUUUCUGUAUCUACUAAAAAAUUCUACUUUUUUUAUCUUGAAUUUUACACAAAAAGGAUACCCAACAAAAGAUUCACUUUAUCGCAUGAAGCUUGAUCUAGAUGGAAUUUUUCGACUGUAUCAUCAUGAUCUAAGUAACACAAGCAAGAGUGGAUCUGUCAAAUGGGCAGAAACGACAAACAAGUGUAUAGGGAAGGGUCUUUGUGGCGUUAAUGGGUAUUGUGUGGUCAUGAACGAUGCUGCCACAUGUCGAUGUAUUCCGGGCUUUGAAUUCAUCAAUGAAGAGCGUUCGAGUUUGGGUUGCAGGAGAGCUUACACUAUAGAAAGCUGCAAGAAUCCAGAUGUAGAGACCAGAAUUCAGAUGACUAAUUUGGAUAAUGUUCGAUGGGACGAAAGCACGUAUGUCAUACCGAAAGCCUCAACCCAAGAAGAGUGUUCAUCGGCUUGCUUAACUGACUGCAACUGCGAGGUCGCACUGUUCACCGAACAAGAAUGCAGGUUUCAGAGGCUCCCAAUAAGAUACAUUGAAAUAAUUGAUAUCGAGCAAAAAGUUGGGUUGAUUAAAGUAUACAAAUCUUCUGAAGAUAAUAGAACGAAUCCAACUAAUCAAGCGAUUCAUCUCAAGAAAGUGCGACAAAAGGAGGUCAUGGUUAUUGGUGUUUCACUUGUCUCAUUUUCGGUAAUUGUUUUGUUAAUUGCUGGAAUAAUUUUGUAUCGAGCUCAAGCUUGGGCAUACAAAAAGAUAUCUGAGAAUCUAAAUGUCCAAUUAUUCGAGGACAUGGGACCUAAGGCAUUUUCUUAUGCUGCUUUAGAGAAAAUCACCGAUGGUUUUAAAGAAGAAUUGGGUAGCGGAUCAUUUGGGGUAGUUUACAAAGGUAUCAUAGAGAGCUCGAUGAGACCUGUGGCGGUGAAGAAAUUGAAACAAGAACUGGCACAAGGGGAACGGGAAUUUCAAACCGAAAUGAAAGUGAUCGGGAGAACACAUCACCGUAACCUAGCAAAACUGCUCGGUUAUUGUUGUGAAGGUCCUGAAAGGCUGCUGGUUUUGGAGCAUAUGAGCCAAGGAUCACUUGCAGAUAUACUAUUCGCACCCGAAGAAAGCAAGCCAAAACCAUGUUGGACGGAAAGAAUCAAAAUUGCAGUUGAUAUAGCUCAUGGCAUCCUUUACCUACAUGAAGAAUGCGAACACCCUAUAAUUCACUGUGACAUUAAGCCUCAAAAUAUCCUCAUGGACGAGUUCGGAUGUGCGAAGAUUUCUGAUUUUGGCUUGGCUAAGCUACUUGAACAUGAUCAAACCAAAACGUCCACCAUGAUCAGAGGAACAAGGGGUUAUGUUGCCCCUGAAUGGCACAAGAGGCUACCGAUAACAGUUAAGGUGGAUGUCUAUAGUUUUGGAAUUGUUCUUUUCAAUAUCUUAUGCUGUCGGAGGAACGUAGACAACAAUCUUCCUGACAAUGAAGCUAUUCUUGAAGAAUGGGUGUACGAGUGCUACGAAGCAAAUCAACUGUUAAAACUGGUAGAUUAUGAUGAGGAUGUAGAAAAGGGGAGACUCGAACAAAUGGUCAAAAUCGGGCUCUGGUGUGUCCAAGAGGAGCCAUCUCUCCGCCCUUCAAUGAAGAGAGUGGUGUUGAUGCUUGAAGGGACCGUCAAAAUACCAGUGCCUCCCAACCCUACUUCAUUCCUCGGUGUUGUUUAGUUAACAAAACUAGUCUAGUUUAACUAGAUAAAAACACCAUUCUACUUUUACAUAUAUUUUAUGUUGUAUGCAGCUGUUAAUUUUGAGUUGUUAUGCAGUGAAUUUUUAGUUGUACAUUUCUGUUAAAGAAAUUAGUUUGAGUUGUACAUCUAUGUUCCCUUUUCAUAUAUACUCC